UCUCAUUUCUUCUUCGUUGACAGAAAUUAGGGUUCAUUUGAAUUAUCCUUCUAUCCCUCUCUGCUCUGAAGAUCUGAUUGAAAUCAGGCUCCGACCUCUAGUGGGUCUCCUCGGAUCCGAAUACUAAGUGAGGUUUUAAGAUGGAUAGGCCUCGACAAACUGAUCAUUUGGGUGUGAAUAAGACUGGGAAGAACAUCAGAAAGAGUCCCAUCCACCAACCCAACUUCGCUGCAAAUGCUAAUGCCACGGUCCAUGCCCCUGCAAGGCCUCAAGCGCAGCCUCAGGUUUACAGCGUUAGCAAGAACGACUUUAGAAGCGUUGUUCAGCAGCUUACUGGCUCUCCUUCGCGUGAAAGCGUUCCUCGCCCUCCUCCUCAGAACAAUAACUCACCGAGGCCUCAGAAUACUAGGUUGCAAAGGGUUAGACCGGCACCUUUAACGGAGAUCAACCGUCCUUCGCUUCCUCUCCCUAACAUGCCUUUACAGCAUCGUCCUCACAGCUUCGUCCAACCGCCUGUCCCACAAGGCACACAACAACCAGUGAUGGGUCAUGGGGACCAGUCUUGGUCUAAUACAGCUGAGUCUCCCAUCUCAGGGUAUAUGCGUUAUCUUCAAAGUUCACUUGGAGAUCCAGGUCCCAGUGGUAACCAUAUUCAGCCAGGUCAUGAACAAAGACCAUAUAUACCAGCUCAGUCUCAGCCUCCGCCUUCGCCUCAAACUCAGCCACAGCCACUACAGUCUAGUCAAUAUCAACCACCACCAGGGUUAGUUCCUAGCCCCGUGCCGCGGAAUCUUCCUUUCCCUCAGUUCAAUGGUCCUGUACCUGGCACGCCCACUCUUCCCUCUCCAAGGUUCAAUCAGAUGUACGGUGGCUUUCCUUCACCUCGGUAUGACGGUGGUUUUCCUUCUCCUUGGUAUAACAGUUUUGGACCAUUACCCUCUCCUACGGGUUACCCGAACAUGUUCUCUCCUAGAUCACCUUACCCACUGCUAUCACCGGGAGUUCAGUAUCCACAACCACUUAACCCGAACUUCUCGUUUUCACAGCUAGCUCAACCAGGAAGUCACGGACCCGGUGCAGGUGCAGGUGCAGGUCCUUCUCAGCCACCUCCAUCUCCAGGGCUCAUGUUCCCGCCGUCUCCAUCAGGGUUCUUCCCAAUCCCAAGUCCAAGAUGGGGUGGUGGUUACUAGGUGCUCUCUCUCUUCAGGCUCUUGUCCGGUUGAUUGAGUUACGUAAAUCACUUCAUGUUUUUCUCAUCUCUCCCUAGGUUAGUGGUCUGUACUAUGAAAGGAGCUUAAUCUUCAGAGGCUACAGUAGAAUAGACACAGCAGCUGCAUAGAUGUGUAGAUCGCUAAAAGGUGAUCUUGUAGAGAUUUUGUUCUUUUUAUAGGUAAAUGCUUUACUUGAGAACCUUGGGAUGAUGAUGGUUACUUCUUUUAUUUUGUACACACUCUUGGACAAAAGUCAGUUUAUAUGAUUUUGGGAAUUUUUAAAGCAAGUUA
Brassica oleracea var. oleracea is the source of this 1502-nucleotide messenger RNA. Its product is annotated as protein HAIKU1-like. Bases 141 to 1190 code for a protein of 349 amino acids. The record is from RefSeq and is a predicted model, not a curated record. NCBI's taxonomy places the organism in Eukaryota, Viridiplantae, Streptophyta, Magnoliopsida, Brassicales, Brassicaceae. The transcript is spliced from 2 exons.